Messenger RNA from Zophobas morio, 3240 nucleotides. RefSeq names its product antichymotrypsin-2-like. Bases 1965 to 3191 code for a protein of 408 amino acids. The record is from RefSeq and is a predicted model, not a curated record. Lineage: Eukaryota; Metazoa; Arthropoda; Insecta; Coleoptera; Tenebrionidae. Gene Ontology annotation, molecular function: serine-type endopeptidase inhibitor activity. The transcript has 3 exons.
AAGACUUUUGUAUUUUGUUUUUGAAGUAGUCCGAAAGAAAAAACUCGGAGAUGCUUUAUGUUUUGUUUCUAAAGUAGUUUGGAACAAUCUCGGGGACCCCUUGUGUCUGGUUUCCGAAGUAGUUUGAAAGAAUUUCGGAAAGCCCUUGUGCCUGGUUUUUAAGGUAGUUUGAAGAAUCUCGGGGAUCAAUUGUCUUGUUUUGGAAGUAAUUUGAAAGAAUCUGGAGGACUACUUGCGUUUCGUUUUUGAAGCAGUUUGAAAGAAUCUCGAUCAUCUUUUGCGCCUGGUUUUCGAAGUAGAAGACGACUCUUGUUUUGUUUUUAAAGUAGUUUGGAAGAUUCUCUGGGAUCCCUUGUUUUGUUUUUGAAGUAAUCUGAAAUAAUCUUGUACCUGUUUUUGAUGUAAGUUUGAAGGAAUCUCGAGGACUCCUUUUGUUUUGUUGUUGAAGUAGUUCGAAAGAAUCUUGAGGAUCCCUUCUCUUGUUUUUGAAAUAAUCUGAAAGAAUAAUCUCGACGUAUUUUGUUUUUGAAGUAGUUGGAAAGAAGAAACUCGGAAAUCUUUUGUGUUUGGUUUUUAAAGUAGUUUGGAAGGAUGUCGGGGACACCUUGUGUAUAGUUUCCGAAGUAGAAAGAAUCUCGGAAAGGCCUUGUGUCUGGUUUUUGAAGUAGUUUAAAUGAUCUCGGGAACCCUUGUUGUUUUGUUUUUGAAAUAGUUUGCAAGAAUCUCGAGGAUUACUUGCGUUUCGUUUUUGAAGUACUUAGUUCGAAAGAAUCUUAAUGAUUCCUUGUGUGGUUUUUGAAGUAGUUUUAAAGAAUCUCGGAGUCCCGUUAUCAGGGGCGUAUGGGACCCGUUGAACCAUAGCGGGAAACAUUGGGAGCGGGGCCUGAAAGGCCGAAAUUUUACUUCAUUAAUAAGUAUAUAAAAUUAAUAACUCCUGAAAAAUUUUCGAUUUCCAGAUGAUCCCCCCUCAGUGUAAUGUACAUAGUUUUUUCUAUUUUCUGUUGGCCGUGGUACAUAAUAUUUGUGAUAUAUAAGAUAAGGAUAUAUUUAAAUGGCUAAUUUCAUAUUUUGUAGACGUUUCAUAUCCUUAAAAAUAUAAAAAUCUGUUGCAUGUGCACUCUCCUAGUUUGUCUAUCUCUUACUCUAAAGUUGUGGCCCAAUGUUAGGAUUACUCUGUACGAAUUUACCGAUUUACUCGAAGUGUCUCCGUUUAUCGAUAAGAAAAAUGUGACGACGAUAUUUUUCUAAAUGACAUGUGCAAAAUAAUAUGCUUUCAUGCUUGUGGUUGUAUUAACUCAUAUUUACUUUUGCCUUUACACGUUGACUCUAUACAGCAAACUUUUUCAGUUCAUUUCAAAACCAUAAAAUACAUUGUUAUGAAAUUUGUUACAUGUUCUAAAUCGUUAAUAUGGCAAACCGUUAAUCAAAGUGGACCUGUAGUGCGGGUUCUGGCUCACUUUUUGGUAAACAAAUUUGAAUUCAUGCGCAUACAUGAUGGAAUAAUUUCAGACACCGUAGGCUACUUCGAGGGAACACGAGUCUGCGCAAAACAGGAGUCAGAAGACGCGCAUGCGCAUAAAUUCAUAUUUUCGCGCCAAAAACUUGUUUACCCUUUCCAAAACAUUGAUGACGUUGCAAAGGAUUGCUAAGUAAAUUUCUCAGCAGAUACAUUCGUCUUAUUUGAAUUUACCUUGCAGAGAUUACGUUACAAAAUAAGACUUCCAGAAUGUCAAUAAUAUUUCUACGUAAAUAAAUAAUAAUCUUUAGUUUACAGACAAGGUAUUGUGAUUUAAAUUUUCAUUAUGUUGACUGGAGUACCCGAACGAUUACCGAUACUUAAUGUAUAUUUAAUUAUUAUUAAAAGUUGUUUACUUUUGAAAGUCUCUUCGCUGCAACUAGUAACCUAUCAUAUUUAAUUAUAAUUAGUGCCUUGAGUUCGACUAGUUUGGGUAGACGUUUCAACCAUGAGGUGCUUCUGGAUUUUAUUGGUUACCCAAUUUUCAAUUUCGGCUCAAGAAAUUGAAAAUAUAUUUGUGCACAGUAACAGCUUAUUUAGUGCAAGCGUAUACAAGGAAAUGCUAAGGUUCACGGAAGAGAACUUUCUCGUAAGUCCUUUUUCUGCUCAAGUUAUCUUAGCUUUAGCCCAAUUAGGCGCUAAAAAUGAAACCGCCGAAGAACUCAGAAUUUCCUUGCAACUUCCCGAACACAACAAAAUUGAAGAAGGGUUUAAAAACCUGCUUUCUAAUUUUGCAGCUCACGAACAAUUUUAUUCUUUAUCUACCGCGAACAAGGUAUACAUUCAGAAGGACUUUCCUAUCAAAGACGAAUUCAGAGCAAUUGCAACCAACUACUUCAACUCCGCUACGGAAAACAUCGAUUUCGCUAAGAAAACUGAAGCGUCUAAAAUUAUAAAUGAAUGGGUCGAACGACAAACUGAAAAUAAAAUACGCGAUUUAAUCACUCCAGAAAUGCUGAGUGCGAAUACUGCUUUAAUUCUCGUCAACGCUAUAUAUUUUCAAGCAAAAUGGUUGACUCAGUUUUUUGCCACUGCCACUAGCAAAAAUAAUUUUUUUCUCAAAGCAGGAAAAACGGUCGAAGUGGACAUAAUGAACGAAGAUGCAACUCUGUACAAAUAUUUUGACAAUAUUGAACUGGAUGCCAAGUUCUUGGAGAUACCUUUUCGGGAUAAGGAAGUAUCGAUGACUUUUGUCUUGCCGAAUGAAGUAGAAGGUUUGGAGAAACUAGAGAAUCAGAUAAACAAAGUUUUUGAACCACAGAAUUUUGAGUACUAUUUUGUUAACGUCUCAAUUCCUAAGUUCAAAAUUGAAAGUACGGUGGAUUUUAAAACAAUAUUGCAAAAUUUGGGUGUAAAGAAAGCUUUCACAGAUGGAGCGGCAGAUUUUAGUGGAAUUAGUGAUCGAGCGCUGGUGAUUAGCGACGUUCUUCAAAAAACGUUCAUAGAUGUUAGCGAGCAGGGGGUGGAGGCUGCGGCUUCAACUGAGAUUCGUAUAAUUAUAAAUAUUUUUGGUUUUACGAUUAAUUAUAAAUCAAAAUUACUUUCAGGUUUUCUGACAUAUAGCGGAAGGGCUGAACCUACUAAAAGUUUCCACGCAGAUCAUCCGUUUAUUUAUUUUAUAAAAGUUAGAGGUGUGAUACUUUUUGCUGGACGAGUGACAAUGCCUACGUAUUAAUAAAUUUAUUCAAAUAAGUUUUUUUAUGAAAUAUAUAUAUUAGCUACGA